CACCUCAUACAAAUGCAUUAUGAAGGACAUUGCUACUCAAUAAAUGCUCAUCACAAUCUUGGAUAUCCCAGUCUCGUCCCGCAGCUACAGUCGACCAGUAUUCGAAGGUCGAAUCGGCUCCCCACACGAGUAACUGGUCGUCGCGCCACACGAAACUGAGUUCACCUCUGUACAGCAACAAACAAAGUGGGGAGAUUUUGCAUGAGAUACACUGUAUAGAAUAUAUAGUAUAGUAUCCAUAUACUCAACCAGCAAAAAAGUUCUCCAGCAUCUUGUUCGUACUUUUCGCCAGACCCAGUCUACAUGUUGCAGAUCACUGACUUGGUCUCUGCUGCUCCUCUCAUUUUAAGUGUCACGACAAUAUAGGCUCUAUCCAUGACUUGACUUCUUGAUGCUCCUUUCAAUUUCUUGAUACCACGAGAUCCAUUGUACCCCACCAUGUGUUUUGCAAGAAAUUGAUUGUAAUAAACAAUCGUUUCGCCGUUGUCUUUUCCACCGUUGUCGGUUUGUUUUAGCUGCGUCGGACAGGGUUUCAGUGUUUUCACAGUCUGAUGUACAGUACACAUGUAGUAAUAAAUCGACGACGGGUAUGCUAGUGAAAAGUUGAUACUAUUCUAAUCGCCGCCAGGGUUUCAUUCUCAAACUCCUAAUAGGCUCACUAACGUACAUCCUGCUCUCCACAAUUGCUGAUAUGGACAAAAUAGUUGCAGUGUAUGAUGAAGUCUCUAUGUCAUCGAAUACACAUUUUGGAUCUGAGGAUAGACCUCAGAAAGCGGCCAGCGACUGCUCUAAUUGAUCGAUAGGAAAUACACGUAUCUCGUCCUAGAGAACUUCCACCCCAUACCCCCACCAUCCCGCCCACCGGUACCGGUACCUACAAACCCGCCAUACAAUGACGCAAUGAUCGUAUUGCGCAAUGGAACGCACAACAUCAAGACACCAAACCCACGUUAACUCUCUAGGUAUCUUACAAAGGGCAGAGUCAAAAAAGAAGGUAAUACUAAGCCCCUAAAUGCGCACAGACAAAAAGCACAUACAGUGUAGCAAUUAUUGCAACAACAUAGUAAUACAAGGCUUUUAUAAAUUAAGCAAAAUUAUCUUACUACGUAAAUAUCUACUUUUUACUUUAUAAUAUAAAGCUAUAAUUAUAUAUUAUUUAUGCUGUGUUGCAGCUUUAUUUAGUAUAUUUAUUCUAAUGUUCAUAGACCCUGUGCGCCAAGGAUGACCUUCGUUUUUGAAUCUGCCCUUUUCUAUCGUACGAAUCAAGUCACUUUGACACUGAUUUGCAAGCAAACCGUCCCGCGAUAAGCGUACCGUUGUCCAAGGACCAGAGCACCCAUCUAAAACUCCACUCUAAACCUCUCCCCUUCAACACACCCCCGAAAAUAAGCAACUAGGUACAAUUCUCAGUCCACACCAUGUCUACGCCUCCUCUAGCAACAAUCGCCAUAAUCUCUAUAGGCCAAAUGGGCCUGGGCAUCGCACGUCUCCUCCGCGCCCACAGCUACCGCAUCAUAACAAACAUAACCGACCGCUCACCCGCAACACUUGAACGCGCAAAAUCCGCGUCCAUUGAGUUGUUUCCUACAGAUGCCAGUCUGGUCCGCGAAGCAGACUACAUCCUCUCGAUUGUACCGCCGCGCGAUGCUGUAACUACCGCGCAACGCAUCAUCUCCGUUUUCCAAGAGGAAGGUGCGGAAGCAAGGAAAGGCAAGAAAGAGCCAUUGUACUAUCUCGAAUUAAACGCAAUUGCGCCACGAACUGUGCGAACCAUCGGCCAACUGUUCCACAAGCAAGCAGACGAAGUGCGGUUUGUAGAUGGCGGGAUCAUAGGAGGUCCGCCAUCCGUUUCCGAAGAAGCGGAAGGAGGAGGAGCAGGAUCGUGGACAUGUCCUGGUAUCCCUCUUUCUGGUCCCUAUCCCCUUACCUCAGCCCCAAUCUCAGGAUCGCACCUCGCAUCCACGCUUCAUUCCCGCUAUCUCAACGACGCAAUCGGUACCGCGAGUGCGCUGAAAUGCAGCUUCGCGGCCUUGUCGAAGGGCUUUGCCGCACUGUCGUUGCAGGCGUAUAGCACGGCGGCCAGCGUGGGGGUACUCCCGCAUUUACAGGAGUAUCUGGAUGAGUAUGGAGGCCUGGGAGUGAGGACGAGAGCGGAGAGGGGGGUAACCGGGUGCCCGGGAAAGGCUUAUCGAUGGGUUGAGGAGAUGAGGCAGAUUGGGAUUUGUUUUGGGGAGGAGGUAUGUGUGCUUUUGCUCUCCCUCUCUUUCCCCAUCUGUAGUCGUCCUUUUUGGGAAAAUUAA
Periconia digitata is the source of this 2300-nucleotide messenger RNA. The record is from the annotation of a GenBank genome assembly. Lineage: Eukaryota; Fungi; Ascomycota; Dothideomycetes; Pleosporales; Periconiaceae.